Molecule: messenger RNA, 1368 nt
Organism: Myotis daubentonii (Daubenton's bat)
Lineage: Eukaryota; Metazoa; Chordata; Mammalia; Chiroptera; Vespertilionidae
Product: basic salivary proline-rich protein 2-like
Exons: 4
Coding region: 1-846 (281 amino acids)
Source: RefSeq, a predicted model, not a curated record
AUGGUUUACACAGGAAUGCCCUGUGGCUUCCAGAAACGGGAUUUCCCAACCACCAAAGCACAGCGCAAGGUUCCCUUGCCUGUGCCACCAGCUUUCAUCCUGACGGGAAUGGGCAGACUCCUGCGCUCACCGGGCGCCAAUCUCGGGGCGGGGCGCCUGGCCCGCCAAGGCUCCGACCUGCGUCCGGGAACUGGUUGGGUUUGGUUUGGUUUUGUUUCUAAAUCUCCGGGUGACGAUUCUGGAAAUCUCAACUUUAAGAUCGCGGGCGCCAGAGCGAACCCCGACUUUCCUGAAAGGACUCUGGACGUCCUUUCCGCGGAGGGAGCACCGCGCACCCGCAGGGGCGCGACCCCACCGCACGCGAUCCGCGGGCGCCCGGCCCACUCGGGGCGCAAGAGCGGAACCCCGCCUGUCCCGCGGCCGAGACAGCGCUGGGGGCUGGAAACCGGCCCGCGAGAGAGUUCCAGCCGGAGCCCUGCGCCCUCCGCCCGGUCUCGCACCCCGGGACCCGCCUGGUUCGUGGGCCGCCGCGACCGGCACGAUGCCCGGGACUCCCGGCCUCAACUGCGCCCGAAUCCCGGGCAGGUGCUCGCGCCGCAGGGACCCGCGCUCCCGGCCCGGGGGCCCCCGCCGCCCCCAUUAGCGUCCAGCUGCUCGCCGUACUCACCGCCGCUCGCGCCGCCAGUCGAGCCGGGAGGUCUGAGCCCGCAGCGCGGGCGGCGGGAGGCUGGACUCGCCGGGGCGGAGCUGCUGCCGGGGCUUCCGGAUCCUCCCCGCCUCCGCGCGCUGCCGACUUCACAGCUAUGCUCUAACCCGCAAGGGCCCAGAACAAGAUCUGGGAAGUAGACACACACGCCAAUACCGUGGAACCACAGGGACUGGACAGAAAGGGAGAGACUUCCUCUGGGUGAGAGUUCCUCACUCUACUUUAAAAACGACAGCAGCCUGAGGAGAAGGCAUGUUGCCUAAAAAAAAUACAGAAUAUGAUACAUUUUGUUUAAAAGAAAAAUACACACACACCUGGAAAGAAGUCUUCAUACUUUUUCAAGGAUACAGCACACUAUAAAAAGUUGUCUCUGAGUGAUAAAAAGUAGGAUUUUUUUCUCCUUUUGCUACUCUCCAUUAUCUAACAUUUCAAGAGUAAAUACAAAUUGCUUUAAAAAAAACUAAUUUUCAAAAAAGGAAUUCGGUUUCCAGAAAUAGCCUCCACUGACUGGUCUGUGUUAUUCAUAAUAAUGAAUUCUGGUAACUAAUGUUUCCAUAACACCUCUUCCAUUUCCAAAACACAUUUCCCACGCACAUCACGCAAUUCAUCCUCGCAAAAGCAGACAUUCUGACUGGCAAGUUAUGCAGAUGGAGAUACUGAGG